Molecule: messenger RNA, 1699 nt
Organism: Brassicogethes aeneus
Lineage: Eukaryota; Metazoa; Arthropoda; Insecta; Coleoptera; Nitidulidae
Source: the annotation of a GenBank genome assembly
CUAAAGUCUUGUUGUUAUUGUCAAAAAGUGUCAAAUUAACGUGAUUAUACAUACUUAUAUUUAUUUUUCGACUAAAUCUAAGCUUUAAGUAGUAAAAAACGUUAAGUAUCGUAUUAUAGUGAAAGUAAGUUAUCGCCUAAUAUGGCAACGGAAAAGGGUGCGAAGCAGAUUACGAAAAACAUCAAAAAAGAGUCACAACCUGGGGAUGUUAAUGGUAUGGGGGUGCCUUUGUUCCUAAAAAAGCUUUGGAAAAUAUUGUAUGAUGAAGACAGUGAGAAUAUAAUUGAAUGGAGCCCUUUGGGAGAUGCUUUCAUUAUCUACGACCAAAUACAGUUCAUGAUGGUUUUGCUGCCCAAAUACUUCAAGCACAACAAUUUGGCGAGCUUCGUGAGGCAGCUGAACAUGUACGGGUUCCACAAACGGCAGCAUUCUGAAAAGGAUGGAGAAAUGGAGUUUAACCACCCGUAUUUCAUGAAGGACUUGCCAGAAUUGUUGAAGUUUAUCUCGCGCAAAGCCCCUGUGCACCGAAACCAGCAGAACAGCAAGGACGUCGCGGAGCCGUACGAGUUGGACGCGAUUUUUAAAUCGAUUAAAAUCAUGAAGAACAAGCAAAAUUUGGUCGAUAACGAGUUGAAGUCUCUAAAGCAAGAAAAUGGGGCCCUAUGGAGCGAGUUAAACAAUUUGAGGGUCAAACACGCCAAACAGACGCAGAUCAUCAACAAGCUGAUACAUUUUUUGGUGCACUAUAUGCACAGUUCGAGCGUACAAAAACGGCAAGGUUCCAGAAUCACCAAGGAGAGUAAAAGUCAGACUUUAAACAAAAGGCCGGGCUUUUUCGAGUUGGAGUACAACAAAAACAACCCCGUUAAGAAAAAGAAGUCCAACAGUAAAGACGAAGGCCCCACAAUAUUCGAGUUAGAGCAUAAUGAUUGCCCGAAUGAAUACUGGAAGAAAUACGACGAAAAAAUGUUGUUUGUGGAUCCACCAGGACAACACAUUGUAACCGAACCGGAUGAAGACUCCAGUGAAAGUGAAAGUUUAAACCCCAACAUAAACGAGAUAACAGAAACCCCUAACCUCACUUACUCGAACAUAAUACAGGAAAUGGCGGAUAACGAAGACUUGCUGAAAGAAGUAUCACCAAGCGAGGUUCUAGACCAACCGAGCACCAGCAAAAGCAUACCGAACAUAACGGAAAAAACUUCCAUAACGCUCGACAAAGCUUUGAGCUCCAAGGAAAACUUUAAUUUGUUCCUGGACAGCACCCAAACUGAGCUCAACAACUUCCAAGAAACGCUGAGCGGUUUGAGUCAGAACGACAUAGCUCAACUGUUGGAUUUGUUCGAGAGCAAUGUGCCUCUGCCGAUUGAGGCAAGUGAGGUUAACGACCCGGAAGUGGUCCUAACCCUGGCAGGGCUGCCCAAAACGGACCCUAAAGUCACGAUAAACCCCGACGAUAUGCUGAAUCUCACGAACGAGAUCGACAAGAUUCAAGGGGAGAACAACUUAAUUCAGAACUUUAAUUUGGGGGACAAUAGGGACUUGAAUAUGACCAGCAUGGAUUAUUUGCAGAAUGACAACAGUGUCACAGAAGAAAAUGUCGAUUUGGACAUUCUAAACUUGCUUGGUACGGAAUCCAACGAUGGUUAAUUUGGUAAAACAAAUAAUUGAGGUUAUGUCAGUUAAUCGGCAGUUUCGU